Molecule: messenger RNA, 1680 nt
Organism: Triticum aestivum (bread wheat)
Lineage: Eukaryota; Viridiplantae; Streptophyta; Magnoliopsida; Poales; Poaceae
Product: 3'(2'),5'-bisphosphate nucleotidase
Exons: 9
Coding region: 62-1474 (470 amino acids)
Biological process (GO): phosphatidylinositol phosphate biosynthetic process; sulfate assimilation
Molecular function (GO): 3'(2'),5'-bisphosphate nucleotidase activity
Source: RefSeq, a predicted model, not a curated record
CAACUGGCGGUCACUCGGUGGUGCCGUGCACAACCGUAGUGACAUUCUCCCCUCCUUGAGAAUGAACCCCCUCCUUCAUGGCUUCGUUCUCCCAAAUAGUUGCUUGAGGAUAGCGCCGGCGAAGUACGUCGUAGUCCUCCCAGGUAGUAGACGGGGGAACCGUGUCCCAAGCCACUUGAAGCUGAAUCACCGGUGCAUUGCCCUUCUUCAUCAUCCUUCUGUCCAAGAUUUCCACUGGCAGUGUUUCUUCAGUCGACAGAUCGGUAAUGACAGGAAGAUCCAACUUGUACGCCGAGGGUCCGAUGUUGGCGAUGACGGAGAAAGGGCCAAAGAACUUGAAUGCCAGCUUCGGACAGGGACAACUUGCUACCGAUUUUUGCACAUAUGGCUGAAGCUUCAGAAGAACUUGAUCCCCGACUUGAAACACCUGCUCGGUCCGGUUCCUGUCAGCAAACUUCUUGUGCUUGCUCUGCGCCCGUGUCAGACUGUACAGCAGGAAAUUCUGCAAUCAGAUAUUCAGUCCAAGGCGGAUAAAAGUCCUGUGACAGUAGCUGACUAUGGAUCUCAAGUAUUGGUAAGUCUUGCGUUAAAUAUGGAAGUAACUUCUGGUUCAUUUUCUAUGGUGGCCGAAGAGGACUCAGAAGACUUGAGAAAGGAUAACGCUGAAGAAAUUCUGGAACAUAUUACUGAUCUUGUAAAUGAAACUCUCGCUGAGAAUGGUUCAUACAACAUUACUUUAUCUAAGGAAGGUAUCCUCUCUGCAAUUGAUACUGGGAAGUCUGAAGGAGGUCCAUCUGGCCGACAUUGGGUUCUGGAUCCAAUUGAUGGGACUAAAGGUUUCUUGAGAGGAGGCCAAUAUGCAAUCGCACUGGCACUGCUUGAUGAGGGCAAAGUUGUUUUGGGCGUGUUGGGAUGUCCAAAUCUUCCUUUGACAUCAAUAAGCAACCUCAAUGGUAGCUCAUCAGGAGAUCAAACGGGGGCCCUCUUUUCAGCUACAAUUGGUUGUGGUGCUGAAGUAGAGUCAUUAGAGGGCUCUCCACCACAAAAGAUUAGUGUUUGUACCAUCGACAAUCCAGUGAAUGCCUCGUUUUUUGAAUCCUAUGAAGGAGCACACACAAUGCAUGAUUUAACUGGCUCUAUAGCGGAGAAACUUGGUGUCCAAGCUCCUCCAGUCAGAAUAGAUAGCCAAGCAAAAUAUGGUGCUCUGGCCUGUGGCGUUGGUGCCAUUUACUUGCGUUUUCCACACAAGGGUUAUAAGGAAAAGAUAUGGGAUCAUGCAGCUGGCGCAAUUGUCGUCACAGAAGCUGGAGGUGUAGUAACAGAUGCCUCAGGAAACGAUCUCGAUUUCUCGAAAGGGAGAUUUCUUGAUGUUGACACAGGCAUCAUUGCCACAAAUAAGCAGUUGAUGCCAUCACUGCUGAAGUCUGUCCAGGAGGCCAUCAAGGAGAAAAGCCAGGCCCCUUCCCCAUUGUAGAAGCUUCUUUGGUUUGAACCUUCCCUGUUGUAGUUGGAUUGAUCCAAAACAAUGAUCGCAAUGCCACACCUUAUUCACACUGUUUUAUGUGUAAAUGACCUUUUUGUUGGGACAAAUGCAAUCCUUGUUGUAUCACAUUUGUACAUCUAAGGAGUGGUGACAGCCAUGUCUUAAAUAAAAGAGGCAUUUGCCUGCAGUUAUAAAUA